CUCGGAGUACGGCUUCUUCGUUGGCAUUCAAACAAAAAAAAAAAAAAAAAAAAAUUGGAAGAAGAAGAAGAAGAAGAAGCAGAGAGAGAGAGAGAGAGAGAGAGAGAAGAGAGCGGGGUUAUAGUUGGGGGGUAAAUGGUGUUGUUGGUCAUCCAGAGGGAACGCUUCAACGGCAUUAUUUCCCGGCUAAAAAAGAUGCUGUGAUUUGGAGGACGGAAAAAGCAGAAGAUUUUGUGGCGGAAUUAGAGAUAUUAGCACGAACUUGAUCAGGUCUUCUCAGAAGAUCUGAGCAAUCGGAGGUGGAGUGGGCGGUUAGAUUUUGAAGAGUUUUAAGAAAAUUAAAAAGAAAACUUGAUAAAUUGUUGGGUUGAUUUUUACCGCCAAGGGGUGAAAAAAUGAGCGCGUCGAGGUUCAUAAAAUGUGUUACGGUGGGGGAUGGUGCGGUUGGCAAGACUUGUCUCUUGAUUUCUUACACCAGCAAUACCUUCCCCACGGACUACGUGCCAACUGUGUUUGACAAUUUCAGUGCAAAUGUGGUUGUCAAUGGGAGUACCGUAAACUUAGGAUUGUGGGAUACUGCUGGGCAGGAAGAUUACAAUAGAUUAAGACCUCUGAGUUAUCGUGGGGCGGAUGUUUUCAUUUUGGCAUUUUCUCUCAUCAGUAAGGCUAGCUAUGAAAAUGUUUCCAAGAAGUGGAUUCCUGAGUUGAAGCAUUAUGCCCCUGGUGUCCCAAUAGUUCUGGUCGGAACUAAACUUGGUGAGAUUUAUUUCCAUUUUGGCUGGGUUGGAUUUGAGGUUGUGGCUUUACUAGGCCAAGACGAGUUUGAUUUUAUCACAGAAUAUAGAGAAAUGCUACUGUUCAUGUGGACUGAAGUACUAUAUAUCUAUAAUUCAUUUUACUGAUGCUUACUUUAUACCCCCUUAGUGAUAUUUUCUGUGGGUUAUGUUAUUGAGGGAAAAAGGAAUAUUACAACCUAGAACACUUGGAACUUAUGUUGCUUGAUUUUCUGUGUAUGAGCAGUGUUUUAAUUAAGGUUGUUAAAUCAUGUUGUCUUAUAUCAUGCUGUUUCAUACCACCAGAUCUUCGAGAUGAUAAGCAAUUCUUCAUCGACCAUCCUGGUGCUGUGCCAAUCUCUACAGCUCAAGUAUGGAGUGGAUGUAAUCUUGUUUUUCUCUAUGUAUAUGGGAUCACUUUCUGAUUUUUCUGAUAUCAAAUUGCUCUGAUUGUCAAGGGAGAGGAGCUGAGGAAAAUGAUUGGAGCACCUGCCUACAUUGAGUGUAGUUCUAAAACACAGCAGGUGAAGUUUAUAUUUAUUUGUUUUUCUUUCCUCAGUAUAUGAUACUAUACAAUGAAUUGCUGAAGCAGCUUUUUGUGUAAACUUUGCUGCAGAACGUGAAAUCCGUUUUUGAUGCUGCUAUCAAAGUUGUUCUCCAGCCACCCAAGCAGAAGAAAAAGAAGGGGAAGGCUCAGAAGGCGUGCUCGAUAUUGUGAUUUAAUAACAGAUGAUAGAUGUCACUGCCCAUCUGGUUCCCUAAGUUGCUCGUAUCUCUUUCACUUUCCUUUGACUCAGAGGAAGUAGGAGGUCCUGUCUCUCUAGUGAAGAGAAGAUACGUUGAUCUAUCUGUGAAGUUUCAGGUGGCUUGGUUUUUUUUUGUAUCCCAGUGAUCUCUAACUAUUGAGUCACGCUAUAAUGUAGGUCACUGCUUCGUUGUCCUCCUUGUUUUGUUUUGCUUUUAUGUAUUGAAAGAUCAGAAGAUCCAGUUAGGAAAACAAAUUUGCUUCAAUUUAGUCCUUUGCUCGCAUCUUUGUUAUUGGUUCAUUUCUAUAUAAAAAAGCUAGACUGUUUGAUUUUCUUAAUGAAACUUUAUGGUCUUGACUCUUGAAAGGCAAUUAUGCACAAGUGAUGGGACUCAAAACAUGAUCAAAUAUGAAUUUGUUUCUUCUUUAGGGAUGUAUAUACGUUUUGAUCUUUUCCUCCCGAUGAAUUCGAAUUUGAAUUUGUAUGUGAUUCGGCCUAUCCUUCACGCAAUCUUUUGGAUGGUAGAUAUUUUGUGGGAUUUUUUUUGUUGUGCUCAAAAAAUGGGAUAAAAGUUGUAUUUUUGAAUAUUAAAAGUUGUAGGCAGUAUUGUAUUUCGAAUUCUUUGUGGUGGGGUUUUUUUAAAAUUUUAAUUUUGAAAAGUUUAGGUGGGUUUUUUGAAUUUUAGAAGAGAAAGAAAAGGGGUUGACCACCAAUCUCUAUAUAUAUUCUCUUGGCCAUAAAAGUGAAAUCUUUCGGAAUGUGAAAUUCCUUUCAUUCCAGGGAGCUUUGUGCACGAAUUUUAUUAUUAACCAAAUAUAUUUAUUACAAAUUUGCAAAACGAUUUGAUUCCAGGAAGAGAUACGUCUUUCAGGAAUAAAUUUAUCGACGCGGACGCAGCCAUACCAGAUUUAAGAAACUUUUUAAUUAUUCCUAACCCGUGUGUAUUCAUCAAGGUUCUACCUUGCUAAUUACAAAAUUUACUUGUUAUAGUUGACAACAAACUCGAAUAAAUUCCAAAAAAAAUAUUUUGAAAUAUUUAAGUUGACUGAUGACUUAUGUGUGUACAAUGGCGACAUAUGAUCUAUAUAACUG
Molecule: messenger RNA, 2611 nt
Organism: Oldenlandia corymbosa var. corymbosa
Lineage: Eukaryota; Viridiplantae; Streptophyta; Magnoliopsida; Gentianales; Rubiaceae
Source: the annotation of a GenBank genome assembly